This is a messenger RNA of Salpingoeca rosetta, 1627 nucleotides long. RefSeq lists its product as uncharacterized. Gene Ontology annotation, molecular function: nucleic acid binding; RNA helicase activity; ATP binding. The coding region runs from base 81 to 1427 and encodes 448 amino acids. The record is from RefSeq and is a predicted model, not a curated record. The transcript is spliced from 14 exons. NCBI's taxonomy places the organism in Eukaryota, Choanoflagellata, Craspedida, Salpingoecidae.
CAUUCGACCACCCACCACACACGUGCCACCAACCACACCAACCACACCAACCACACACACACACAUCCCCACAACCAACCAUGACGACCCGUGUGAUGACCAUUGAGGAUGACGACCCCAUCGUCAACGAGGAGGAGGAGAACGAGGAGGAGGAAGAGGAGGAGAACAAGCUCCUCAGCCGCGGCCCAACAAAGGCGUCCAAGAAGGGCAAGCAAAAGGGCGACGCCGCCUCUGGGUUUGACCCGGAGUUUUCAUUCGAGACCACCGACCUGGACGACGCAUACAACGAGACCCUGGCCGCCGCCACGGAGGAAGCAGACCGUGUGCCGCUGCAGAACCGCAUUGACCUGCUCUUGGAGCGCCGCAAGAAGCGCCUCGAGGCAGAAAUGAAGGCCAAACAGGAAGGAGGAGAGACAGAGGAUAAUGAGGGGAGCGAAAAUGAGGAUGAGGAUGGCGAAGAGGUGCUGGUGGACAAGGCGAGCACGCCCAUGGCACCACUGCCCAACUUGGACGACCUCGAGGACAGCGAUGACGAAAUCGACGAAGAGGAGGAGCAGCUCCGCAAAGAGUUCUUCUCAGAUACGCCAGAGGUGGAUGUGUCUGCCGUGUCGAGCUUCAGCGACCUCAACCUCAGCCGCGCCCUGCAGGUUGGGCUGACCGGCAUGGGCCUCCACAAGCCAACGCCAAUCCAGGCACGUGCCAUCCCGAUUGGACUGAUGGGGAAGGACAUGUGCGCGUGUGCGGCGACUGGCAGCGGCAAAACUCUCGCGUUUCUCAUCCCUGCACUCGACCGCCUCUCGUACAAGCCGCCCGGCCCGUCUGUGACGCGCGUGCUGGUGCUGGCACCGACGCGUGAGCUCGCCAAACAAGUGCACGAGAAUGCGUGGAAGCUCUCUGCCAUGUUCCAAUCGAGCAAGAAAGGGCUCAACAUUUCGUGCGCCCUCAUCAUGGGAGGCAACAAGCUGCAAGCUGAUCUCCCGAUCAUCAAGGCCCGCCCAGACGUCAUUGUCGCCACGCCAGGCAGGCUCGUCGACCACAUCGAGAACACGCCAGGGUUUGACCUGAGCACGGUGGAGAUUUUGAUCCUGGAUGAGGCGGACAGGCUGCUUGAACUCGGGUUUGAGGAUCACUUGAAGUCCAUUGUCAAGUCGUGCAAACCAGACAGGCAAACCAUGCUCUUCUCAGCCACCAUGACAGCGAGCAAACCGCUGUCAAAGGCGAAGCGGCGGAUGGAAAUGGGAUUUGACCUCGACCUCGCAGACACAUCCAAGCGAGCGAAAACGGAGGCAAAGGCCAAGAGCUCGCUGCUCAAGAAGAAGUCAUCGGCAAAGAAGCGGCAGUUGGCUUCGGACGCGAGCAAACGCAAGAAGGGCCCGGGCCGACGCGGAUCAAAGUUCAAAUCAAAGACAAAGCACAAGCGUCGUUGAAGUUGCAGCUCGCCAUGUCACUUCUUGCCUUCUUUGUGCAUACAUAUACGUGUAUGUAUCUUCGUCUGUGGCCUUGCGUGUUUGUUUGUGUGGCUGGUUGGACGCGCAGGAGUUGUGGUUCACUGUCGUUUACACAAGAGAUUAGAGAUGCCAAGAACAGCCAAUAACAAUUCAACAGCAGACUGUGGCACUGCAAUGCA